Molecule: messenger RNA, 623 nt
Organism: Suillus subaureus
Lineage: Eukaryota; Fungi; Basidiomycota; Agaricomycetes; Boletales; Suillaceae
Exons: 7
Coding region: 92-442 (116 amino acids)
Source: RefSeq, a predicted model, not a curated record
UUUUGACCUGCUUACUCAAUGCUGAUGGUGCUGCAACUGUGUCUCGCUCUCAGGAACAAGUGGUGUUGCUAUCUUUUAACCUGCUUACCCGAUGUUGAUGGUGCCGCGGCUGUGUCCUGCCCUAGUGGGAAGUGCGGGACUUCGUGUUCUGACCUGCUUACCCGUCUCUGAUGGUGCCAUGGCCAUGUACCGCUCUCAGAAUUCCUACCUUGUCAAUGAGGAAGCGCGUGAUGUCAAUGCUGAUGGUGCUUCAGUGACGGCCUAUUCCCCUGGGAACGAGUUUUUUUGGCAAUGGCCCAACAAUAUCCCCUCAAUCAAGUCACGUUUCACCCUCACGCGAUGCCGUGUGCUUUCAUAUCAAUCUAUCUUACAGCAUGUCUUUGAGUUGAUUGCGAGUAGCAGAAAAUGGGUAUCACCGCUUCGAGGAGAUCGAGUAAGAUAGUAAUGAUGAUUACGAUGGGGAGGAUGGAGCGGAAGGCUCAGAUGAUGUGCUUCCAGCCGACGAUGGGGAGGAUCAUGAGACAAAUUAUCAUGGCGAGCUUUGAAUAUGGCAUGAUAUUCCUACCUCCUGUACAACUGCGGACUCGGAUUCAUAUGCUUUGAUAUCAGAAUGUUUUUCAGGU